Molecule: messenger RNA, 5502 nt
Organism: Haliaeetus leucocephalus (bald eagle)
Lineage: Eukaryota; Metazoa; Chordata; Aves; Accipitriformes; Accipitridae
Gene: ITGA2
Product: integrin, alpha 2 (CD49B, alpha 2 subunit of VLA-2 receptor)
Exons: 31
Coding region: 1-3612 (1203 amino acids)
Biological process (GO): cell adhesion mediated by integrin; integrin-mediated signaling pathway; cell-matrix adhesion
Cellular component (GO): external side of plasma membrane; integrin complex
Molecular function (GO): integrin binding
Source: RefSeq, a predicted model, not a curated record
AUGGCAUGGAGUGACAUACCCUUACUCCUAGGCAUUCUUCAUAACUGCGGUGAAGCCUACAAUAUUGGGCUCCUAGAAGCAAAAAUAUUUUCUGGUCCAUCGAGAGAGCAGUUUGGAUAUGCAGUUCAACAGUUUAUAAAUGAACAAGGCAAAUGGUUGUUGGUUGGUUCACCCUGGAGUGGCUAUCCCUCUAACAGAACUGGAGAUAUCUACGCAUGUCCUGUUGGUAUGUCCAAAACCACAUGUAAAAAACUGAAUUUACAAGCUUUAAUAAAUAUUCCAAAUGUGACUGAGAUAAAGGAAGACAUGAACCUUGGCUUGACUCUGAUACAGAACUCAAAAACAGGGGGAUUUCUGACUUGUGGUCCCUUGUGGGCACAGCAGUGUGGAAGCCAAUACUACGCAACAGGAGUCUGUUCUGAAAUCAGUCCAAGUUUCCAGAUCCUAAGAAGCUUUUCUCCUGCUGUUCAAAAGUGUUCCUCUGUCAUAGACGUUGUGGUUGUCUGUGAUGAGUCAAACAGCAUUUAUCCCUGGGAUGCAGUGCGGGCAUUUUUGAAAAAAUUUGUACAAGGCUUAGACAUAGGCCUUAACAAAACCCAGGUGGGUUUAAUUCAGUACGCUAAUGAUCCCCGUGUAGUGUUCAACUUGAAUACAUAUCAAACAAAGGAUGAGGUUGUUAAAGCAAUGGAGGGAACAUAUCAGAAGGGAGGAGAUCUCACUAAUACUUUCAAGGCCAUUGACAAUGCAAGACAGUAUGCCUUCUCACCUGAAUCGGGAGGACGUCCAACAGCCACAAAAGUAAUGGUUGUUGUGACGGAUGGUGAAUCACAUGAUGGCUCCAACUUGAAAACAGUGAUAGGUAAAUGCAAUGAAGACAAUAUAACCAGAUUUGGCAUUGCCGUUUUGGGAUACUUAAUCAGGCAUGAACUUGAUACUAAAAACUUAAUUAAAGAAAUCAAGGGAAUUGCUAGUCAUCCAACAGACAAGUAUUUCUUUAAUGUGUCAUCUGAAGCUGCACUACUGGAAGAAGCAGGAACACUUGGAGAGCGCAUUUUUAGUAUAGAAGGUACAGAUCAAGGUGAUACAUUCCAAAUGGAAAUGUCACAGGUGGGCUUCAGUGCAUAUUACUCACAAAAAAAGGAUAUUCUGCUGCUGGGUGCUGUUGGGGCCUAUGACUGGAGUGGAACAGUAGUUCAGGAGUCUUCAGACAGAGUCACCACCUUUCCAAGCCAUGUAUUUGAGAAGAUUUUACAGGACAGAAACCAUAGCUCUUAUCUAGGUUAUUCUGUUGCCGUUCUCUCAACUCAGAACUCUGUCUAUUUUGUUGCUGGCGCACCAAGAUCCAACUACACUGGCAGAGUAGUAGUUUAUGAUGUUGACAGCAAUGGUAAUAUUGCAAUUGUGCAGUCCCAGAGAGGCGAGCAGAUUGGCUCCUACUUUGGCAGUGUGGUGUGUUCAGUGGAUGUUAACAGGGAUUCUGUGACAGAUGUUCUGCUUGUGGGUGCACCAAUGUUUAUGAAUGACCUGAAGAAAGAGGAAGGAAGAGUAUACAUGUUUUCCAUCACAAAGGAGCAGCCACAAACUUUCCCCAGAACUGCUUGUGAAUGUAAUAUGGGAAUAAAGCCAGCUGGAACAGACCAAUAUGGAGUCAAUAAGCAAGGAAUUUUGGAUCAACAAGAACUCUUGGAAGGUCCACAGGGGUCAGAAAAUGCUCGCUUUGGAUCAGCAAUCGCAACACUUGCAGACAUUGAUUUGGAUGGCUUUAAUGAUGUUAUAAUAGGUGCACCACUGGAAAACCAAAACUCUGGAGCAAUUUACAUUUACAAUGGAUUUCAAAAGACUAUACGUACCAAAUAUUCUCAGAAAAUUUUAGGAUCAGAUUCUGCUUUUGGACAACGGUUCCAGUUCUUUGGAAGAUCAGUAGAUGGCCACAGAGACUUAGAUGAUGAUGACAUUACUGAUGUAUCAGUUGGUGCUGAUGGAAAUGUGGUUCUGCUAUGGUCACGAAGCAUUGCAAAUGUGUCCAUAAUUGCCUCAUUUAAACCUGAGAAAAUAAGUCUGCUGAACAAGAACACAGAAAUAACUGUCAAAAUAUGUUUUCAGGCUACAUUUAGACCUGCUAAGAGAAAUAAUCAAGUGGCUAUAAAGUACAAUGCAACAUUGGAUGCAGAUCUCCAGUCCUCUAGAGUGACUUCUAGAGGAUUGUUCAAAGAAAAUAAUGAAAGGUACAUGCAGAGGGAUCUUGUGGUACGUCAUGAGGAGAAUUGUGUUCAUGACGUCUUCAGUGUACAGGAACCUUCUGAUGCAGUGAAUUCACUUAGUCUCCGCAUCGACAUUGGCCUUGCAAAUCCUGGCUCCAGCCCUGUCCUUGAUAUAUAUUCUCCUGCAUCUGUGGCCUAUAGUAUUCCUUUUAUUAAAGACUGUGGUGAAGAUGAACUUUGUAUCUGUGAUCUUGUUCUGAAUGUUCAGCGGAAGGCAGAUGAUGGCAAACAGCAGUUUGUUGUCAGCAGCAAAACCAGAAGACUAACAUUCAACGUGAAAUUGAGAAAUAAAAAGGAAAAUGCAUAUAACACCAGAAUCCAGGCUACAUUUUCAGACAAUUUGUUUUUUGCUUCAUCGUCUUUACCGAGUGAUGGGACUGAAGUCUCGUGUCAGACAGGAACAGCACAAAGUACAGUCAUUUGCCAAAUAAGCUAUCCUGUUUUCAGAACAGGACAACAGGUAUCCUUUGAUAUUAGUUUUGAUUUUAACCUGAAAAAUCUUCAGAAUGUGGCAGUUCUAAAUUUUCGUGCGUUGAGUGAAAGUAAGGAAGAGCAAGAAUUGGACAACCAGGUCAUCUUACCAAUUCCUUUGCGAUAUGAUGCAGAAAUUCACUUCACAAGGCUUGCCAACAUCAACUUUUAUGAAGUAUACUCUGGUCAGAACAUUCCUUCCACUGUGAAUAAUUUUGAAGAUAUUGGCCCCACGUUCAACUUCUCAGUUAAGGUAACAACAGGAAGUAUUCCAGUGAAGAUGGCAUCUGUAGAAAUCUAUCUUCCAGCAUCAACCAGCAAAGACAACCCACUGAUGUACAUAACUGGAGUCACCACAGAUCAGGCCAGAGGUGUUACUUGUCAAGCUCAGAUAAAUCCACUGCAAAUAGGGAAAAGACCUUAUUUGGCAUCUUUCACAAGAGAGAACUUCAGAGCUUCCAAAGAACUGAACUGUAAGAAUGUGAAGUGCAGCACCAUCACAUGCAAACUGGAAGACAUUAUCCUGAAGGGAGAGUACUUUGUGAAUGUGUCCACCCGAAUCUGGAAUGGAACCUUUGCUGCUUUAACUUUCCAGACAUUACAACUCUCUGCAGAGGCAAAAAUUGAUACGCAUAACCCCGACUUAUUUAUAAUUGGAGAGAAUACCCUAACAAUCCCAGUUACAAUAAUGAAGCCGGAUGAGAAAGCUGAGAUACCAGUUGGUGUUGUGAUUGGCAGUAUACUGGCUGGGCUCCUCUUGCUGUUAGUAUUGGUUGCUGUUCUGUGGAAACUUGGCUUCUUCAAGAGACAGUAUGAGAAAAUGACACAAGAUAUAGAAGAUGUCGAUGAAAUUACAGAACUCACAAAGGACAAGGACUGAAGAUGAUGAGUUACAUGGAUAGAAGAAAUCUGAGCCACCAACAGUAGUUGUGAUCCAGUCGGUUCUUCAGCUGGAGUGCCUUAAAGCUUAGUAACAUUUAAACAUUUUUAAUGGAAGUGUCUUGUUAUAGAUGAAAAUAUUUUACAGAUUCUACUCUAUUAUAAGAGUAACUGCAGGACAGUUCAUUUUUUUUUCCAAAAUGAUUUAUAGUGCCUUUUCUUGUAAAUUUUUGCCUUUCAAACAAGCUUAGCCCUUAGAACUGGCAGGUCCGGAGUUUACAGUAACAUAUUGUGCCAGCAACCUUUCUCCUGCUCCACUGCAGAGUGAAACAGAGCAAUUUAUUUCAGAUUACUGUGGAACAGCAUCAGUUCGUAAUUCAGUUGACAAGUACCAUAUGUGUAAAGGACAUUUUCUAUUAAGUUGAUGAUGAAUGUGUGGUGAAUACUGCUUCCAGACUGGGAGAAGAAAACCCAUUUUUCAUUGACUAACUCCAUCUUUAUUGUUUUAGAGAAAUAAUUUGCACCAGCAAACCUUUGUCUUAACUAAUCUAUAAAGUGGGAACUGCGUAUGAAGAUGUCUGUCUGGGUGCUACAGGACAACCGGGUGGGCAAACUGUUCCAAAAGUUCACCAUAUUCCUUGCACUAAGGUCACAACUAAAUUACUGAAGUACAUUGCCUUGGGGAAAUAUUGCCAAAUGGUAUGUGUAACUGCCUUCUGCAUACUUUCUCUCUGAGAAGAAAGUAAGAAUUUCAUAAUAAUUUACAGCAUUUUCUCUGCAAUGUUAUGAUUAGUUUUCAGACUUCAUCUUGAGAAGCACUACCACUACUGUUACACUGGGCUUUACGCUCGCAGUCGCUCUGACACUAGUUUGGCUUUUGACAUAAAUAGGGAAGACAGUCAAGAUCUUGCCUUUAAUUCUGUACUGAAAGAUUUUGCAAGACUAAGAGCGUGAAGUGAACUAAAGGGGAUGAUUACUAAGGAAGUAUGCACAUUGGGACAGAGGAUAGUGAAGAUCUAAGCUCUGUAAACUGUUUACUGCACUUGUUUCUUUAGCAUCUCAGUGCCCUCCAGGAGACCAAAGUUCUGUACAACCUCCUUAGCUGUCACAUUUUAUUUGGUCCCACAUGUUCCUGUCUUGAUGAAGAUAACUUAUGUUUUAUACAGUAAAGUACUGUAGUGCUCUGGAAGGAGCUCUGAGCACAACACUUGGGUUGACUUACGUUGGUCACACACCUCAAGUUUAUCACAUGCCAUUAUGCUGCCUGGUUUUAAUGAAAGCUCAGUCUUAAAAAGGCACAUGCUGUAAGACUGCUAACAGUCAGGGGAAUUGGCCUUUUGGCUGCCUUUCUCUCUCAUGCCUGGCAGUUAUGCUUAUAAUCAAUUGUGAGAGAAGAUGUGUGUGUUGUCCUUAUGUACACUGCCAUGCAAGUGAGAUUGUUUCCAACUCAAGGUGAUUUACUUGAAGAGUAAAACACUUAAAUGUACCUGAUUCAGACCCAAAGUCAUGUUUUCUUUCCCCCAAAGCUAGAUUGUAAUUAUGCUUAGGCACCUUUCAGAUUAUUUUCUGAGGGACUUUUCAAAAACUAGGCUUGAGCACGUUUGAAAGUUUUACUCAGUCUUUUUUAAUCAGCAAUCAGUCAGGAGCCAACCAUCUCUUUGGCAAAUAACAGCUUCAUUUGCAGUGACAGCUGGAUUGUGCUCAGUGUAGUUUUAUAUGUGUUUUGGAUUCAUUUUGUAUCUAUGAAAUGUUAUGUUUUGGGGUGGGGUUUUUAAACAUUCUGAAAAACAAUCCAGAUUCUGAUCUCAAUUGUCAAACAAGACUGUUGCCAUCAGCUGAGUUUGUGACCAAAACAAUUAUGUAAGUAAAAAAAAAAAAAAAAGUAGCAAUU